GUAUGUAUAUAUAAGAGGGGGAAGGCGAAAACCUGCUCGCUGGAGCAGUCAGGAAUGGCGGAACCGUUUGGAAAUGGAGGGGGAGGCCUGCUGAGGGCUUCAAUGUGCGGCGGGGGAGAUGCCAUCAGCGAGGUGGAGCAGUUAUCUAGGGAAGGCAGCCAUUACAGCCUCUCCACUGGGAUUCUUCCUUCGCUCGGCGCCAGGAGUAACCGCCGCGUCAGUUUUCGUUCCUUCAUUCUGUCGCCCUACGAUCGCCGUUACAGAGCAUGGCAGAAUUAUCUGAUCGUGCUGGUCGUUUAUACGGCAUGGGUGUCUCCGUUCGAAUUUGGUUUUCUCAGUAAACCUACACGACCCCUCUCCAUCACCGACAAUGUUGUCAAUGGAUUCUUUGCCAUUGACAUCGUCCUUACAUUCUUUGUAGCUUACCUGGAUAAGAAAACUUAUCUUUUUGUUGAUGAUCGGAAGAAGAUUGCUCGAAACUAUGCCACUUCUUGGUUAGCAUUCGAUGUUAUAUCAACGAUCCCUUCUGAACUUGCCGUGAAGAUCUCUCCUAAACCUCUACGUAGUUAUGGCCUAUUUAACAUGCUUCGCCUUUGGCGUCUCAGAAGAGUUGGUGCCUUAUUUGCCCGAUUGGAGAAGGAUAAGAAUUUCAACUACUUUUGGGUUAGGUGUGCGAAGCUCGUCUGUGUUACUCUGUUUGCCGUUCAUUGCGCUGCUUGCUUCAAUUAUCUACUGGCUGCUCGUUAUCCUAACCCGGACAAGACAUGGAUUGGAGCAGCUAUUGAGGAUUUCCAUGAGAAAAGUCUAUGGAUUCUUUAUGUUACUUCAAUUUACUGGUCUAUCACCACUCUCACAACCGUCGGGUAUGGGGAUCUACAUGCUGAGAAUAUACGGGAGAUGAUAUUCGACAUUUUCUACAUGCUCUUCAACCUCGGACUGACAGCAUAUCUGAUAGGAAACAUGACAAAUUUGGUUGUGCAUGCAACCAGUAAGACAAGGAAAUUCAGGAAUACCAUUCAAGCUGCCGCGAGUUUUGCUCGGAGGAAUCGGUUGCCUGUUAAUCUUCAAGAUCAGAUGCUCUCACAUUUGUGCUUGAAGUUUCGAACCGAUGCAGAGGGGCUGCAGCAGCAGGACACUGUUGACUCACUUCCAAAAGCCAUCCGUUCGAGUGUUUCCCGGUUCCUUUUCUACUCUCUAGUAGAUAAAGUGUACCUGUUUCGUGGGGUGUCCAAUGAUCUCCUCUUUCAAAUGGUCUCCGAGAUGAAGGCCGAGUAUUUCCCUCCCAAAGAGGACAUUAUCUUGCAGAAUGAAGCACCCAUGGAUUUCUAUAUUCUCGUCACAGGUGCUGUGGAUCUAUUGAUUUUGAAAAAUGGAGCUGAACAGGUUGUUGGAGAGGCGAAGGCUGGUGAGCUUUGUGGAGAGAUUGGUGUGCUUUGUGUUCGUCCCCAACUUUACACAGUUCGAACAAAACGACUAAGCCAGCUACUACGAUUAGAUAGGAAUACCUUUCUGAGCAUCAUUCAGUCCCAUGUUGGGGAUGGAACAAUCAUCAUAAACAAUCUUCUUGAGCAUUUGAAGCAACAAAAAGAUCCAUUAAUGGAGGGUGUACUACUAGAGACCGAGAACAUGCUGGCUCGGGGAAGGAUGGACCUCCCUCUCACUCUGUGUUUUGCGGCACUUAGAGAAGACAACUUACUACUGCAUCAUUUGUUGAAAAGGGGUCUCGAUCCGAAUGAAUCCGACAACAAUGGAAGAACAGCUCUGCAUAUAGCAGCGUCGAAAGGAAAUGAAAACUGUGUGCUUCUUCUGCUGGAUUUUGGAGCCAACGCGAAUAGCCGAGAUUCAGAAGGAAGUGUACCUCUAUGGGACGCGAUGUUGGGGAUGCAUAAUCCCGUGGUUAAGCUAUUAUCCGACAAUGGCGCAAAAUUGACUGCCGGCGACGUUGGCCUAUUUUCAUGCAUUGCUGCCGAGCGCAACAACUUGGAGCUACUCAAGGAAAUUUCCCGGCAUGGCGGGGAUGUCACUCAGCCCAAAAGCAAUGGAUGCACAGCUCUCCAUCUUGCUGUUUGCGAAGGCAACAUUGAAAUAGUCAAGUUUCUCCUCGACCACGGCGCCAAGAUCGAUUCUGGAGAUGAAAAUGGUUGGACUGCAAGGGACCUUGCUGAGCAGCAAGGCCACGACGACAUCAAAGAGCUCUUCGAUUCUUACAAACGAGCCAAAAAUGGACAUUCUAUAGAGGAGCGUCAUGGGGUUCGUUUCCUGGGAAGGUACAAGAGCGAGCCUAACAUCUUACCUGCAAACCAGUUCGUCUCUUUGUCUGCAGCAGCAUCAGCCCCCGAUGGCUUGUGGGGCGCCCCUCGUCCCAAGCGUAGGAAAAACAACUUCUAUAAUUCUCUGUUCGGGAUCUUGUCUGCAGCACAAGCCGGAGACGGGAAUUCGCAUUCGUUAGGUGAUAAUGGCGCCAAUCCUGGAGCUAGUCGAUCUUAUGCUACCAGAGUGAAAGUGAGCUGCCCCGAGAAAGAUGAUUUUGCAGGAAAGCUUGUUCUGCUUCCUCAAUCCUUCCAAGAACUUCAUGAAUUCGGAGAAAAGAGGUAUGGACUCGUCUCUGUGAAAAUUCUCAACAAAGAUGGCGCUGCCAUCGACAACAUCGAGCUAAUCAGAGAUGGUGAUCAUCUGGUAUUUGUAAGUGAUCAUCGAAACUAG
Molecule: messenger RNA, 2703 nt
Organism: Andrographis paniculata
Lineage: Eukaryota; Viridiplantae; Streptophyta; Magnoliopsida; Lamiales; Acanthaceae
Product: potassium channel AKT1-like
Exons: 11
Coding region: 55-2703 (882 amino acids)
Biological process (GO): transmembrane transport; potassium ion transport
Cellular component (GO): membrane
Molecular function (GO): protein binding; voltage-gated potassium channel activity
Source: RefSeq, a predicted model, not a curated record